Molecule: messenger RNA, 7508 nt
Organism: Poeciliopsis prolifica (blackstripe livebearer)
Lineage: Eukaryota; Metazoa; Chordata; Actinopteri; Cyprinodontiformes; Poeciliidae
Gene: myo18ab
Product: myosin XVIIIA b
Cellular component (GO): myosin complex
Molecular function (GO): cytoskeletal motor activity; ATP binding; protein binding
Source: RefSeq, a predicted model, not a curated record
UGUAUGAGAGGCGGACAGGGAGCUGGCAGUUCUUACAUUCUGUGGUUUAUGUUCCAAACGAACCGAGCUGCGCCCAUAGGCAAGGCACCAGCCCUGUUUGGAGAACAGGGAUUUUUUUUUUCUUUAGGAAACAAGACUUCUGACUCAUGACUAAUCCUGUGUAGGGAGAUUUGGACAGUUACCAUGUUUAAUUUGAUAAAGAAAGACAAGGAGAAGGAAGGGGGCAGGAAAGAGAAGAAAGAGAAGAAGGAGAGAAUGUCUGCGGCAGAGCUGCGCAGCCUGGAGGAGAUGAGCAUGAGGCGGGGUUUUUUCAAUCUUAAGAGGGAGGCUAAGCGGGAAUCCAAGAACAAAGUGGAGAUCUCCAAUCCCAUUCCUAUCAAAGUGGCCAGCACCAAUGAGCUGUCCCUCACCGACAUUGAGUCGGAUGAGUUCAGCAACCGAAGCAGCAUGGUCUUGGAUGAUCAGAUCAGUGUGGCCAGCUCCACUGAUGACUUGAAAGGAGAGGGAGGAGGUCAGGAUGGACAUCGCAGCUCUGUUCGGGACCGUGUGGCUCACUUCGGUUCUCUUGCCAAGCAGAACUCCUCACAGAUGGGGCAGAUGAUGAAACGUUUCUCCUUCUCCCAGAGGAGCAAGGAGGAGAGCCCGUCAGAGGGCUCCACUCCUUCUGGACAGAACUCUGCUGCUCCAUCACCGCAGGUCGAGAGCAAAGUGUUCAACAUGCUUCGCAAGCACAGCCAUAGAGUUCAACCAGAGGCGGCAGACACUAAAAAAGUUUUCAUCCCUGAACUGGUUGAUAAGAUUUUUCCUGCACCCUUGCCGCUACCUACUGUGGUUGCACCAAGUGCCCCUGAAACGCGGGAGCUGGAGCUUCAGAGGCGCAACACUGGUGACUUUGGGUUCUCUUUGCGCCGAACCACUAUGCUAGAUCGCAGCCCUGAUGGAGGGGUCUACAGACGAGUGGUCCACUUCGCCGAGCCUGGUGCUGGUACUAAGGACUUGGCGCUCGGACUUGUGCCUGGCGACAGGCUGGUGGAGAUAAAUGGACGGAAUGUGGAGAGCAAGAGCCGUGACGAGAUAGUUGAGAUGAUCCGUCAGUCCGGAGACACAGUGAGGCUGAAGGUCCAACCCAUCCUGGAGCUGAGCGAGUUGAGCCGCUGCUGGCUGAGGAACAUCGAGGGGCUUCGCAGAGAGGCCCGACACGUGAAGACAGAGGAGCAGAUUACAGCAGAGCAGGCCUGGUACGGAUCAGAGAAGGUCUGGCUUGUUCACAAAGAGGGCUUCUCUCUUGCCACUGUGCUGAAGACAGAGUGUGGCUCACUCCCUGAGGGAAAGGUGAAGAUCAAGCUGGAGAAUGAUGGAACUAUACUGGAUGUGGAUGAGGACGACAUAGAAAAGGCCAAUCCACCAACAUAUGAUCGCUCAGAGGACCUGGCUUCGCUCGUUUACCUAAAUGAGUCCAGCAUGAUGCACUGCCUGAGGCAGCGCUAUGGAGGAAACCUCAUCCACUCCUUUGCUGGACCCAACAUGGUCGUUAUCAACCCUCUCAGUACACCGUCUAUGUAUUCUGAGAAGGUCAUGCACAUGUUCAAAGGCUGUCGGAGGGAGGACACUGCCCCUCACAUCUAUGCUGUGGCCCAGUCAGCCUACCGCAACCUGCUCACUACCCAGCAGGAUCAGUCCAUUGUGCUUCUGGGGAAGUCUGGCAGCGGUAAAACCACCAACUGCCAGCAUCUGGUCCAGUACCUGGUCUCUAUAGCUGGAAGCACGGGCAAGAUCUUCUCUGCUGAGAAGUGGCAGGCGGUCUACACAAUACUAGAGGCCUUUGGCAACUGCUCCACAACCAUGAACAUGAACGCCAGCCGCUUCUCUCAUGUUGUGUCCCUGGACUUUGAUCAGGCUGGACAGGUGGCUUCUGCCUCCAUCCAGACCAUGCUGCUGGACAAACUGAGGGUGAGCAGAAGACCUGAAGCAGAGUCUACCUUCAAUGUGUUUUACUAUGUGAUGGCUGGAGCUGACAGCACUCUGAGAACCGAGUUGCACCUUAACCAGCUGAAUGAAAGCAGUGCUUUUGGGAUUCACUCACAUUCCAAGACUGAAGACAAGCAGAGGGCCGUGCAGCAGUUCACCAAGCUGCAGGCGGCUAUGAAGGUGCUGGGCAUUUCUGUGGAGGAACAGAGGGCUCUCUGGCUUAUUCUGGGAGCCAUUUAUCACUUAGGGGCCGCAGGAGCCACUAAAGCAGGACGCAGGCAGUUUGCCCACCAUGAAUGGGCUCAAAAGGCAGCCUAUCUACUGGGCUGCACCCUGGAUGAGCUGUCCUCUCUGAUCUUUAAGAACCAGACCCGGGGAAUGCAGCCGCUGUUCAGAGGGGGCCCGGAUGAUGCUGGUACAGGCGACAACUUAGGCUCUAAAUUCACAGCUCUGGAAUGUUUGGAGUCCAUGGCAUCAGGACUGUACUCAGAGGUCUUCACAGUGGUCAUCUCUCUCAUAAACAGGGCUCUGAAGUCCAGCCAGCACUCCCUCUGCUCCAUUCUGAUCGUGGACACGCCGGGUUUCCAGAACCCUCGCCUAGCUCAGCAGCAAAGAGGAGCUACAUUUGAGGAGCUCUGCCAUAACUACACCCAGGAGAGGCUGCAGACUCUGUUUCAUGAACGGACUUUUGUCCAGGAAUUGGAAAGAUAUAAGGAGGAAAACAUAGAGCUUGUUUUAGAUGACGUAGAGUCCAGUUCCUCCCUGUCUAUAGCUGCUAUUGAUCAAGCCCCUCCACAAGCUCUGGUUCGUUCUCUGGCCCGAAUGGAAGAGGCUCGAGGCCUUUUGUGGCUGAUGGAGGAGGAGGGGGUUAAACCUGGAGGAUCAGAGGAGCUCAUGCUGGAGAGACUCUUUAGCUACUUUAGUUCUGGUCUGGGAGAAAACAAAGAAGCCAGUCUGUUACUGCGAGGGGAGAAGUCUCACCUUUUCCUUCUGGGCCACAGCCAUGGAACGGACUGGGUGGAGUACAACGUUCAGGGCUGGCUGGGCCAUGCUAAGAACAAUCCUGCAGCCCAGAGUGCUGCCACUCUGCUCCAAGACUCUCAGAAGAAGAACAUCAGUGGUCUGUUCCUGGGCCGGUCCAGCGGGGCCACAGUGCUGUCGGGCUCCAUCGCUGGCCUGGAGGGCAGCUCUCAGCUAGCUCUGCGCCGCGCCACCAGCAUGAGGAAAACUUUCACCACAGGAGUCGCUGCUGUCAAGAAGAAGAGUCACUGCAUCCAGGUCAAACUCCAAGUGGAUGCCUUGAUUGACAUGGUGCGCCGUUCCAAGGUCCACUUCGUUCAUUGUCUGCUGCCCAAAGCAGAGUCAGUGGCGGGCAGCGACCCCCGUGCUCCCCAUGGAGAGAGCUCUGAUUCGGGGCUGAUGACUUUAGAUGUGGGCCUCCUGAGAGCUCAGCUCAGGGGCUCCAAGCUGCUAGAUGCCCUGCGCAUCUACAGGCAAGGUUACCCAGACCACAUGGUGUUCUCAGAGUUCCGCAGACGCUUCGAUGUUCUAGCGCCACAUCUGACCAAAAAACAUGGCCGCAACGACAUAGUCCCAGAUGAGAAGAGAGCGGUGCAGGAGCUGCUGGAGUCCCUGGAGCUGGAGAAGAGCAGCUAUCACCUGGGGCUAAGCAAGGUGUUUUUCCGAGCUGGGACUUUGUCCAUGCUUGAGGAGCAGCGUGAUGUCCAGACCAGGAGGAACAUCUCUCUGUUCCAGGCUGCAUGCAGGGGGUACCUGGCCAGACAGGCAUUCAAAAAGAGAAAGAUCCAGGAUCUUGCCAUCCGGUGCAUCCAGAAGAACAUCAAGAAGAACCGUGGUGUGAAGGGCUGGCCAUGGUGGAAGCUCUUCACCACUGUUAGACCUCUGAUAGAGGUGCAGCUCACCGAGGAGCAGAUUCGUGGAAAGGAUGAGGAGAUUCAGCAGCUGAAACAGAAGCUGGAGAAGAUGGAGAAGGAGAGGAACGAGCUGAGGCUGAACAGUGACCGACUAGAGAGCAGGAUGACAGAGCUGUCCACAGAGCUUACUGAUGAGCGGAACACGGCCGAGUCGGCCUCCCAGCUGCUGGAGGCAGAGACCUCCGAGAGGCUCCGCUUGGAGAAGGACAUGAAGGACCUGCAGGCUAAGUUUGACAGCAUGAAGAAACAGACGGAGUCCAUGGAGAUGGAGGUGAUGGAGGCUCGGCUCAUCAGAGCUUCUGAACUCAACGGAGAAAUGGAUGACGACGACUCAGGAGGAGAGUGGAGGUUAAAGUAUGAGCGAGCCAUCAGGGAGAUCGAGUUCACCAAGAAAAGACUGCAGCAGGAGUUUGAUGACAAGCUGGAGGUUGAACAACAGAACAAGCGUCAGCUGGAGAGAAGGAUCAGUGACCUGCAGGCUGAUAACGAAGAGUCUCAGCGAAACAUUCAGCAGUUAAAGAAAAAGAAUCAGCGGCUGGUAGCUGAGCUGCAGGACACCAAGCUUCACCUGGAGGGCCAGCAGAGCCGCAACCACGACCUGGAGAAGAAGCAGAGGAAGUUUGAUGGUGAGCUGAGUGCAGCUCAGGACGAAGUGCAGAGGGAGAGGAGCCUGAGGGAGAAGCUGGCCCGGGAGAAGGACAUGCAGAGUGGGGAGGCCUUCAGCCUCAGACAGCAGCUGGAGGACAAGGACCUUGAAUUGCGUACAGUGAAUUUGAAGCUGGAUCAGGUGGAAGCAGAGCUGCAGGAUCUUAACUCCCAGGAAUCAAAGGAUGAAGCAUCUCUUGCUAAGCUGAAGAAGCAGCUUCGCGACAUGGAAGCCAAGAUCAAGGACCAGGAGGAGGAGCUGGAUGAGCAAGCUGGCACCAUCCAGAUGCUGGAGCAGGCCAAGCUGCGACUGGAGAUGGAGAUGGAACGUUUGCGUCAAACACAUUUUAAGGAGAUCGAAAGCAAGGAUGAUGAGGUGGAAGAGAUCAGGCAGUCAUGCAGUAAGAAGUUGAAGCAAAUAGAGGUCCAGCUUGAAGAAGAGUAUGAUGAAAAGCAGAAGGUGCUGAAGGAGAAGAGAGAGCUGGAGGCGAAGCUUCUGUCAGCACAGAGCAAGGUGACAAACUGUGACAUAGACACUGAGAAACGCCUGAAGAAGGACCUGAAGAGGACCAAAGCCCUGCUGGCUGAUGCCCAGAUCAUGUUGGACCACAUAAAGAACAACGCACCCAGCAAGAGAGAGAUUGCUCAGCUGAAAAACCAGCUGGAGGAGUCCGAGUUCACCUGUGCUGCUGCAGUCAAAGCUCGAAAAUCCAUGGAGGUGGAGAUAGAAGACCUGCAUGUUCAGAUGGAGGAGAUCUCUAAAGCCAAGCAGAUGCUGGAAGAACAGCAGAGCCGUCUUCAGAGAGAGAAGAAUGACCUGCAGUCCAGGAUGGAGGAGGAUCAGGAGGACCUCAACGAGCUGAUGAAGAAACACAAGGCUGCUGUGUCCCAGUUGGCUCAGAACUUGGCUCAAAUGAAUGACUUGCAGUCUCAGCUGGAGGAGGCCCUCAAGGAGAAACAGGAGGUUCAGGAAAAGAUGCAGGUCCUCCAGAGCCAGCUGGAGUUCCAGGAGCAGUCCAUGGUGGAGAAAUCUCUGGCCAAUCGUCAGGAGGCCAAGAUCCGAGAACUGGAGACCAAGAUGGAGUUUGAGAAGUCGCAGGUCAAACGGUUGGAGAAUCUUGUAGCUCGUCUGAAGGAGAAUGUGGAGAAGGUGACAGAAGAGCGAGACCAGCGCAUCAGCAGCGAGAAUCGUGAGAAGGAGCAAAAUAAGCGGCUGCAGAGACAGAUCCGAGACAUUAAAGAGGAAAUGGGGGAGCUGGCCAAAAAAGAAGCAGAGGCAAGCCACAAGAAACACGAGCUGGAGAUGGACAUUGAGAGCCUAGAGGCGUCAAACCAGAGCCUGCAGGCAGACCUUAAGCUGGCCUUCAAAAGGAUAGGUGACCUGCAGGCGGCCAUUGAGGACGAGAUGGAGAGUGAUGACAACGAAGACCUUAUAAACAGUUUGCAGGAUAUGGUGGCAAAGUACCAGAAAAGAAGGAACCGAAUUCAGGGACACUCAGACACAGACUCUGAAGUGGAGGACCGUGUGGAUGGAGUGAAGUCCUGGUUGUCCAAAAAUGAUAGCACUAUCAAGAACCUGUCAGAUGAGGACAGAUGUGCUGUAAAAACCGACUUAAAGGGAGGAAAAGAGUGGAAAGAGGCUAAGGAGAAACAUAAAGGGCAGAGAGAACUACAGACAAUCAGGCCGGUGCCUGUUGUGGCCUCUCUGAGUUAUAGAAUGAAACCUGACCUGGAUUUCAUCGUAGACAAAAGUCCCUCCUUCCUCUGGUCUACUAAGAAGAAAGCAGAGUCAGGCGACGUCCAAAGCAGAUGCAAAACUGAGCUGUUAAACCAGAAAUGUCAUGUUGGCCCUUAUUUAGCCUCUUCCAGGAAACCUCCUCUUUCACUGGAUAGCCAGUCAGCCAUCUCUCAGGCUGGCUCAGAGGCUAACGGAUCAUCCUCCACCCAUCCUGAGAUAAACCUGAGGAAUAAGGUUCAUCCUGGCAGCAGCUUGGGGCUGACAGGCCUAUACACACACCGCCAAAGCAUCUCUGGUACAGACGGGGCCAGCAGCAGCAGGUGUCCUCCCAAUAGGAGAUCAAGAAGUCAAAGUCCUGGAAUUGUUGGCCAACUUGAUUCCCAGGUAUUCCUAGUUGGUAGCAGUCACCUCGGUGACGGUGGCAUUGACCUAGAUGACAGUAGAAGUGUGGUCUUAACUGAGCAGUCCAUGUUCGGUCCUCUGUCUUCCAUUGGUCGCAGUUUAUCAGUGCCUCCACCCAGAGACAGGCCCACUUCUGCUGAUCUGCCAUUUGAUACCCUGGACAUUCGGCCGGUCAGCCGUCAGAACUAUCUUGACCCUGACUUGGAGAAAGCCAUCAAUGAAGUGCUGAGUUAUAAACCGAUAAAAUUCAAGCGCAGGAGCUUGGAAGACUCUGAAGAUGAAAGAACCAAGAGUAAUGAAUAUGAGAGCCAAAAGAUGGAGAACAGAGAGAGGAUGUGUCCCACCAGAGGUGUUAGAUGUUCUGAAUCUGCUGUGGAUUGCAGGAGAUCAUCCUCCCAUACCGGCAGCCGCCACCAUGUCAGCAAGAGCAAAAGAAAGGGCAAGAAAAAGAGAAGUCACAGCUCUGAGUCCGACAGUUCUGGAGAUGAUCCUGUUGAAGGGAGCGACUCUAAAAGACGGGUCAAAAAGUCCCAAAAAAAGUCCAAGAAAAAAGAGAAACGUCCAUCAUCGUCAGUAUCUCCUGAAUCAGAUUCGGAGUCAAACUUUACAUCAACUUCUGAUGCGUCUACCAUUUCCUACUGGAGUUGCAGUAGAGUGAAAACAGCCGUGGGUAGAUCGGUUCCCAGUCCAGAUGAGGAGGAGACUCUGCCACUGAACAAGAAGCAGCCGAGCAGUAAGAAGAAUGAGAAACAAAGGAAGAAGAAGGUGAACCGUCUGAUGAUGAAGUACUUGUACCGGACAGAGAGUGACUGAGGCAGACA